Medioppia subpectinata is the source of this 1050-nucleotide messenger RNA. The record is from the annotation of a GenBank genome assembly. NCBI's taxonomy places the organism in Eukaryota, Metazoa, Arthropoda, Arachnida, Sarcoptiformes, Oppiidae.
UUUCAUUCAUUUCUUGUUUUGACGUUUGGUUUAAAACAUCUGUUAAUAAAUGCAGCGAUGAUUGAAUCGGCGCUCGAGGAGACAGUUUGGGACGACGGCGGCGACGACACGACGACACCCGUGGCCGCCGACGACGACGUCGAUUCGAACUCAUUAUUCAACUGGAACUCAAGAACUCAUUAUUCGGUGAUCAUUCUGAACGACAGACUGAUGUCGGAAACGCUUCUGUCGGACGACGACGAGAGCGACACUCAUUGUCGUCGGCGACGUCGCGACGACCCGUUUGUCGUCGAUUCGGACGACGAGACGACCAAAUGUCGUCCUUUGGUGCGGCGCUCACCGAAAGCGAUGAAGAGUUCAUCGAAAGGCCAUUCACUGAGCGCUGAAGCGAGACUUCGCUCUCAUUCAGGUAUUAGUGCUUUCAAAACCGGUUUUCCACAAAUUCCUCAACAUUUCAUUGACUCGUUUCACGUGACCUCCAAUGACCCAAAACCAGAAGACAUUGACCUUCAAGCGAAUGAGGCCGCCGUCGCCACGACGACGACGACAGAGACGACGAAACCGGUCUCCACGUUGGCCGCGCUCCUCAACAACCCCUGCCUUCCGCCCACUCCGCCCUCUUCGCACUGCGGCUCCGACUCGGAGACCAUUUUCCAUCACGUGAUCGAACAGAAACCGCUCGACUUCCGCCGCAUUGCCGACAUCCGGCGCAAGAGCGGCGUCAAGAGCGGCGUCACGGCGUCGUCGCCCACGACGCUCAUCUCGAUUCAGCCGAAGAACGCGAUCCACGGCUCGGCAGUGGUUCUGACGGAAGAGGAGAAGCGAACGCUUCUGGCCGAAGGAUAUCCCAUUCCGCAGCGCUUCCCAUUGACCAAAUCGGAGGAGCGGUCGCUGAAGAAGAUCCGGCGGAAGAUCAAGAACAAGAUCUCGGCGCAGGAGUCGCGGCGCAAGAAGAAGGAGUACAUGGAGGAGUUGGAGCGCAAAGUGCAACAAUUGGCGGAAAAAGUGCGCGAAUUGGAGAAAGAGAACAAACUUUUGAAACAGAAAUAA